UACCAGUUCUUUCACUUUAAGCUAUAAAAUUCGUGUGAAUUCAACAGCCGCUACAGUGUCCCGACAACAAUCUUUACAAGCUAGAGUGUAAAAUCACAGUCUGUUUUUGAUUUGCUGCAUAAAAUAUUAACCAAAAUGGGCGAUAAAAGUGACCAAAGUAUCAUGGACAAGUCUAUGCGUUCCGUAUUCGUGGGAAACAUUCCUUACGAAGCAACGGAGGAAAAACUAAAGGAUAUUUUCAGUGAAGUUGGACCAGUCAUCUCGUUGAAGCUGGUUUUUGAUCGAGAAAGCGGUAAACCGAAGGGUUAUGGAUUUUGCGAAUACAAGGAUCAGGAAACGGCACUUAGUGCUAUGCGUAAUCUUAAUGGAUAUGAAAUCGGUGGUCGAGCUUUACGCGUUGAUAAUGCUUGUACGGAGAAAUCCCGUAUGGAAAUGGCCGCUUUGCUCCAGGGUCCCCAAAUCGACAACCCUUACGGAGAUCCUUGUGAUCCCUGUGACGCUCCCGAAAUAAUAACGAAAACCGUUGUUUCUUUGCCACCAGAGCGACUGUAUGAGUUAAUGAAGCAGAUGAAAACAUGCAUACAAAAUAAUCCCGUUGAGGCUCGCCAAAUGCUGCUUCAGAACCCACAGAUGGCUUACGCGUUGCUUCAGGCGCAAGUUGUAAUGAGAAUUGUAGAUCCAGCAACCGCUGUUACUUUUCUGCAUAAGUCUAACCAAAUGCCACCGAUUAUAAUAAGUGAUACCAUGAGCAUUCCUGCUCCUCAGCAUUCGCCCGCUCCAGUGCCGGUUCCAGCACCAAUGCCAGUUCCUCCAGUUGGUGGAUCAUCGGCAUUUUCUUCGAACGUGGGACACGAUGUAGAUUUGCGAAAUGCUGAUCCGCGUAUUGGGCGCCAAAUUAAUCUGGAUCAAGACAUGCGUUCAUUGUCACAGUCCGGAAAUAUGGGAGGGAUCUCAUCCGCGAUGGACAGCAUGGGCGGUGGUUUCAAUCAGCGUGGAGGACCACCACCGCGUCCAAUCGGACCACAAGUUCCGCCACAAUCGAACCCAUUCCCGAUGGAUCCUCGUCAGCGCCCCGUUGACCCACGCCAGGGUCCGAAGGAUCCUCGCCAGCAGCCUGGAGGAGUAGGACCCAGUGGCAGGCCUGGACCUUCUAUUGCAGCAUCAUCAGCGGUUGCUGCAAGCGCAGCUGCAGCCGCUUCGUCCAAUGGAAUUCCGAAUGAUGCUUCCGAUCAGGAGAAAGCUGCACUCAUUAUGCAAGUAUUGCAGCUGUCGGACGAACAGAUUGCAAUGCUUCCGCCGGAGCAGCGUACCAGCAUCCUCGUACUGAAGGAGCAGAUCGCAAAAAGCACACAGCGAUGAAUUAUCAACAGAGUAAUAAGAAUAAUUCAGAACAAAAUUUAAAUGUAUGAAUGAAUUCAAAAUAAAUUCACGUUGGAUAUGUGAGGAAUAUAGGUAUAUCGAUUCCUCAACAAUUA
This is a messenger RNA of Toxorhynchites rutilus septentrionalis, 1475 nucleotides long. It is a transcript of the gene CstF64, whose product is annotated as cleavage stimulation factor subunit 2 tau variant. The transcript has 3 exons. The record is from RefSeq and is a predicted model, not a curated record. Lineage: Eukaryota; Metazoa; Arthropoda; Insecta; Diptera; Culicidae. Gene Ontology annotation, cellular component: mRNA cleavage and polyadenylation specificity factor complex. Gene Ontology annotation, molecular function: mRNA binding. The coding region runs from base 136 to 1359 and encodes 407 amino acids. Gene Ontology annotation, biological process: mRNA 3'-end processing.